AUGACAAGUGCGCAGAACCCGUAUCAUAGGGUGGCGCAGACGCUGCAGUACUGCCUGGAUGCGACUCUGCAGACGAUGUAUAAGCAGAAGCAUACGCAGGUGACGGUGCAUGUGAGUGCGCCCAUCAUGUUGGCGAGUGUCUACAUGUCUUAUGCGAUGCAGUUCUUACAAGCACGAACGACGGUGGGCAUGACGAGCUCCACGGCGCCUUCCGUGCUCGCGUCUGUUUCGUUGUCCGCCCACAUCUCUGACUUGAUGCAGGCCACGUUGGAUGCCAUUGCAGCGCAGGCCUCUGCGAAUCGUGUCGAGCUGUUCAUGUCCUCGGCGUCGACCUUCCUUCUCAUGACGACACGAUCCUAUGGAACGCAUGCGCCCCGCUUUGUAGACAAUGCUGACUACGAUGAAGAUGUGCCGUGGUACCCCAGCUCGUCAUACCCUAUCGCUGCGCUCUCGCUGCUGAUCCACACGUUCUCGUGUCUCGUACACAACACGGCCCAGGACUCGCGCGUCAUGGUCGAGCCUCAGCUCGGGACGCAAGCCAAUCAAAUCAGUGUGAAUGCGUACUUUGACGCAAGCAUGCCCGUGGAUGAGGCAACGUGGCCACCAUGGCUAGGUCCCUAUGUCGAUCUCCAAGCGGUUCUGGACGAUUUUGGCUUUGAACUGUCCCAAAUGCCCCUGUCCCGAACCGACAUGGAGCAGAACGAGAAAUUGGCAUCAUUUUCAGACGCUAAGCAUCCAACGCGCCUCAGUAUCACACUGGGGCGGCCUCUAGGCGCCGACCUACUGACGAGCGAAGCGUCCAGCGACCGCGAUGCACCUAUGAUUGCACCUGGCAUCACGAUGAUAUCCGUCUUGCCUAUGCUACAGCGGCACCGUGUAUAUAUGCCUUUCCCCGACAUGGCUCUAUGCCGCCAGCUGCGCGAAUACCUCGAAGAUUGGGAAUGCACGCUCGUGGACAUGCAUGAGCGUCCUGACCUGGCCAUUGUGUGUCAUGACACCCAAGAAGUACACACGAUUACCAAAGCCCGGAUACCCUGCAUUUUUAUUUCGACUCUGCCGCGUAUCGCAUCGACUCUGGCAGAGCCUCUGCCCCGCUCGACUGUCCCCAUCACCGAACCCGUCAGUCGCGGACGCCUGGCUCUUGCGUUUUAUCACAUUGUGUGUAAGGGCGACAAGCAAAAAGAGGUGAGCGAACAUUUGCUUGCCACCGAAUCUCACUCGGACAUUCAUGCGCUCACGCUCGAGGCUAUGGCAAGUCACCUGGCCACGGUGUCGACUCGGCAACAGGUUUCAUUGCCGUCAGUCGCUUUGAUGAGCCCAACCAGCCCGUCUGUGCAAGGAGGUGCAUCGAUCAUGCCGACCCUUGACACUCGAACCCCGCCUCUGGCGCAGGCAUCGCCCCAUGUACAUUCUGUCGGCCCUCAAAAGAUCGAUGCACUCGCACCGUCGUCCGACUACUUUACCCAGGCUGUCUCGCGCCUUGCUUCUCAGGCCAAUAUUGCCGGCGGUCGUCUGGUGCACGGUGCAGAUGGUCGACCCGCGGGUCUCUACUUCCAGCCCCGAGAAAGCUCUGCAUCGCAGAAUAGCAAAGCAGGAAGCAUCAAUCCUGCCAGUGAUGCACGCCGCCCACAUAUUCAGACACGUCGGAGUGAUAAGACAGGCAGAUCGACCUCUACCCCAGCGCCGCCCACGCCAUCUUAUCCGACAGCAUCGAUGUUGCGUGCAGCACAAUCACAUUUGCCCAGUGUCAAAGGAAGCGCGUCAGCAGUGCAUGUACCACAGCUGCCCACGACCCUCUCGUUCAGUCAGCGCGACAGCAUGUCACGCCCAAAUGCACCCACUUCGAUUCAGCUGCCACCUCGGAACUUUGAUCCAAAGACCCAGCCGUCACGACCGACACCUUUUGCGCAUUUACCGAGCCGCUCAGUCCGCACUUCAGCUCAGCCGCAGGAAGGUGUAGUCAUCGGCAAGCGUGGUGAGGCGCGGCGUGCGAGUAACGAGGUCUCGUCAUCUCCAUCUGCCUUAGGCGCUGUUUCAUCACCAGCGUAUACACCCUUGCUAUCCCCACAUUCAGUGUCCCGAAUUCAGAAGCGCAAGAUGGCUCUACGCGAAGAAUUUCUGCCGCCCGUCAAUGUGCUCGUGGUCGAAGAUAACAUGGUAAACCAGCGCAUAUUGUCGACUUUCAUGAUGCGGAAAAAGAUCCAGUAUGAUUUGGCUCGCGACGGACGAGAGGCGGUGGAAAAAUGGCGGCGUGGUCAUUUUCAUCUCAUUCUCAUGGACAUUCAGUUGCCAGUGAUGGACGGCAUCGCAGCGACCAAGGAGAUCCGCCGGCUGGAAAACUUGGAUCAGCAGGCAGAAAAUACGGACGAAGGUGGUGAUGCGCCCAUGCAACUUGCGCGACAUUCGGUCAUUAUCGUGGCCCUGACCGCUUCGGUCCACACCAAGGAUCGAGUGGAGGCAUUAGCGGCGGGCUGCAACGACUUUUUGAACAAGCCUGUCAAUCUGCCUUGGCUGCAGCGCAAGAUUUUGGAGUGGGGAAGUAUGCAAUAUUUGCUGCAUGCAGGCCUGACCCCGGGUCCGAGUACGACAGAUUGCGAGCAACAGACUGCGCGGUAUGCUCCCAAGAGCCUCUGGACGCAGGCGGACAUGAAGGCGUAUUCCGUGGCGAGACAUCUUCAUUUACCGAAGCGUUUGCCUUCUUCGACGGAAGAUUCUGAUGAUGAUAACGAUGGCAAGUUCUCGCUGCCACCACCACAGCAUGCCUCGCCAUAG
Malassezia restricta is the source of this 2772-nucleotide messenger RNA. Its product is annotated as osomolarity two-component system, response regulator SSK1. NCBI's taxonomy places the organism in Eukaryota, Fungi, Basidiomycota, Malasseziomycetes, Malasseziales, Malasseziaceae. Gene Ontology annotation, biological process: phosphorelay signal transduction system. Bases 1 to 2772 code for a protein of 923 amino acids. The record is from RefSeq and is a predicted model, not a curated record. The transcript has a single exon.